Molecule: messenger RNA, 1230 nt
Organism: Tuber melanosporum (Perigord truffle)
Lineage: Eukaryota; Fungi; Ascomycota; Pezizomycetes; Pezizales; Tuberaceae
Exons: 2
Coding region: 65-952 (295 amino acids)
Biological process (GO): inositol phosphate biosynthetic process; phosphatidylinositol phosphate biosynthetic process
Cellular component (GO): cytoplasm; nucleus
Molecular function (GO): inositol-1,4,5,6-tetrakisphosphate 3-kinase activity; inositol hexakisphosphate kinase activity
Source: RefSeq, a predicted model, not a curated record
CGAUACCAAAGAAAAAACCCACGCUAUCAUACAUAUUAUACUUCAAAUACUCAAAACUCGCCAGAUGGCAGCAUCCGGACUCAAGGCUUCAGACCUCCAGGCGUUCAACUUUGCGGCGGCUGGACACGAUGGUGUCCUCUCGGAUGAAUCCGGAGCACUGGUCAUAAAACCCUGCACUGCCCGCGAAGUAGCCUUCUACACCUCCGCCUCCGAACACCCCAAGUUCCAAAAAUGGAUGCCAACCUUCUUUGGAACCCUUGAGCUCUCCGGCUCCGAGCCGGCCGCGGGACCCGUCACGAGUAACCGUAAUACCUCCAUCGUUUUGCAGAGCCUCACCUACGGUUUUUGUAAGCCUUGCGUCAUGGACAUCAAACUGGGAGCCCAGCUCUGGGACGACGAGGCACCGCAGGAGAAGCGUGAUCGUCUGGACGCUGUUUCAAACGCCACCACCUCCAGCUCGCUCGGUCUGCGCAUUGCCGGGAUGAAGGUGUGGAAGGGCGAGGCUGCUGGCGGGUAUAAAGUUUUCGACAAACACUACGGGCGCACGUUCACCGCGGAGAAUUGCUCACAAGCCAUCGAGGAGUACCUCUCCGCGGAUAUUAGUGAGGAGCAGAAGAAGUUGAUCGUUGGGAGAUUUUUGAGGAAGGUUACAGAAGUUCGCGAGAUGCUUGAGGAACAGGAGAGCAGGAUGUAUUCUGCUUCUUUCCUCUUCGUGUAUGAGGGCGACCGAGAGGUUCUUGGGACCGCAUUGGAGGAGGAGGAGGAGAAUGCCAAGAAGCCGCCGAAGGGUGAGGAUGAUGAUAGCGAAGAAGAUGAGAAGGCUAAGAAGGUUGAGGAACUCAAGUUGAUUGACUUUGCCCAUGCCAAUUGGACUCCUGGCAAGGGACCCGACGAGAAUGCUCUGCAGGGGGUUAGAAGUACUGAGAGGUUGCUGGCAGAGUUGGUCAAAUGAUUGCUGGGCCGUAGUAGUGUUUAUACAGCACGCUUUAGAUGAAUUUACUCUUUGAUUGUUCGGGUUAUGGUCUCAUGUUUGCUUGUGCUUUCUGACACGUCCCGCACGACGGUCUGAAAAGGACGUUGGAGUAAAGUCUGUUCCAACGUCGCGAGAAUUUGGCAAGUCUCUGCAGCAUGAUUAGUCGGGAUUUGUUUGCGGUGCCCAUCUUCCGUGCGGGUACUCUCAGUGUGCGGCUCUGGAACAGACCGUAGCCCAUGCAAUCGCCCUUACACCCU